Molecule: messenger RNA, 743 nt
Organism: Styela clava
Lineage: Eukaryota; Metazoa; Chordata; Ascidiacea; Stolidobranchia; Styelidae
Source: RefSeq, a predicted model, not a curated record
GAUUUAAUAGUUACGAGGUAGUUCCAUUUGUGCAAAUGGAUUUGUUUGGAUUUAUAUUCGCCAUAUUUCUGAUAAGAAAAAAUGUUUUUGCAGUUGAAAUUUCAAUGGAAGUACAAGUAGGAGGUGCAGCCACGCCCGGCUGCAUCGGUGGGGACAAACUCACGGCUGCAGAUUUAGAAGAAUUGGGUAAAGAACUGGAGAAAAAAAUUGAAGCAGCAUUGUUGGAAAAUCCGGGAAGUGACAUCAUCAUAACAACUAACUUCUAUCAAGGCGACAAAUUUCAUUCGACGCAGGUUACGAAUUAUGACGCAACAACAAUUGCUAACCAAGAUUUAUACACGUGCGACGUCACACUGGGAAUGAUUUGCUAUUGGCUUGUUCGGGGGGAAUUCCGCUACAGCGAAGCUGAAGAAGCUUGUCGAGCAAAUGGCAAUUAUGAAGUCGCUGUGAUACCGGAUGAAAACACGUACGACAUGGUGGUCCAGUUUUUGACGACCAAACUCACAACAACCCAGUUGUUCAUCUGGAUAGGAUCGGAGAUUUCUGAUGAGGUAUACUUGAUGGAAUUUAUUUCAUGGAUAGGGUGCGGCUACGAUCACUUAUUUAUGAUUGUGUUUUUAUUGCAGUGACAAGUAGUGGAAGUUGUUGGUGUUCAGCUUCUAAAGCCGAACUCAUCAAUGACAACAGCGUUUUAAAAACGUAAUUCCCGUCCUUAUAAAUUGAAUUAGAUAUUGAACCUCUGG